Messenger RNA from Drosophila kikkawai, 769 nucleotides. RefSeq lists its product as uncharacterized. NCBI's taxonomy places the organism in Eukaryota, Metazoa, Arthropoda, Insecta, Diptera, Drosophilidae. The record is from RefSeq and is a predicted model, not a curated record.
GAAUAGGCCGACAUAUACACACGAUCGUCAGUUGGUGUCGGAAAUCCAUACGGAUCAGAACUAUGCAUAUUAGUCGCUGGAAUAUAAAGCGGGUCUCGCUGCUCCUCAGCACCGCCCUGCUGCUCUACGUGUUCGUUUUCUCCAGCGGCUAUCACAAGUACCAGAUCGAGGGCAUUAUCGGCCGGACGCAACCGGAAAAGGUCUGGGAGUAUGUGGCGGAUUUUAACAAGAUGCGCCUGCUCAACCCCACCAUCAUCAACUUCAAGAUCCUAGCUGACCAUGGCCACGCCCACGACUGGCGUUAUACGGUGGAAUACACAGAGCGACUCUCCCACUGGCCCCACUGGAUAAACACAGCCACUGCCAAGUAUGUGGUCACCAAGACCAUGCCCGGAGUGACACCAGUGGCCUAUGCCAUACAGUCCACCCAUGAGACCUGCUUCUUCAGCGGAUUCUACUGCUUGCACUCCUAUAGCGACUUCAUUUUCAAGAACGCCGACGGAGAUACUUACGCCCAGGAGAACAUCCAGUACCAGUGUCCGCCUUUAUUAAGCAGCAUGUGUCGUCGGGAGCUGGAGUUCCAGAGGCAGGCGGUGAUGCACAACCUAACCCAUAUAUUCAGCAAGCAGAGGGAAAAGUAAAUGUUCAAAAACUUAAAACUUAGGACAAGAACCAAGUGAAUAUUUAAUUUUACCGAUUUUAAUACAAGUUUAUUUCAGUUUAUUUCUUUCCGAGAAUCUUUGAGAUAAUUAAAUAAUAGUUUUCAGAA